AUACCAUGGAAUCAUAAGGCGUAGGCAGUCAUGUGCUAAAGCUGUUCUUGCCAAUAAACUCAUAAAACGUUGCAAGCUUUGAGCAUUCAUCAAAUAAAACAAUUCAAUUAAUAAGCCAAUUUAAGCCGAGAAUGCAAAACUUUCUGUAUUAGAAAAAUAGCUGCAGUUUCUUAAACUGGAUUAGUUGAAUUUUUUAGUAAUAGAGUUAUGUUAUAAGUUGUUUGUGUUGCAGCCAUAUAUGCAUGAAUUGCGCCAUCUCCAACAAUGGAAAUGGCAAGAGUGGAAGUGAAGCAAACAAAAAAGGACUUGGCCAUCAACUACAUUCGAGUGGUUCUCAGAAUUCUGAAGUCCUACAAUCCUCGGCCGGAACCUUGAAUUCGUUAAAGGAAAUAAAUGGAAGCAGUCCAAACAUUUCAUCAGAGGUGACAAGCAUGUACUCAUCAAGAGGAGGAAUUGAUGGAUUUGCCAUCAAUCAUAUUGGAACUCCUAUGCACUCCUUUGCAGAUAUGAUGGACACUGGACAUGGACAUGGCAUGAUCAUGCCCCCGAAGAAAUGGGUUUCGGCUGAGGCCGGAAACUGCUGCAACCUUAAUGUUUGAUCUGGCAAGGAUAUUAAGCGAGUUUUGGUGUAGCAUUGCACCAAAAUCCUCGUAUCCUUGUCAGGCCAGAUGGAAAAUGCUAUUUUCCUUUCUGGUGCUCAGGCAACUCAUCCUUGGCUCAG
This is a messenger RNA of Arachis ipaensis, 721 nucleotides long. Lineage: Eukaryota; Viridiplantae; Streptophyta; Magnoliopsida; Fabales; Fabaceae. The record is from RefSeq and is a predicted model, not a curated record.